Molecule: messenger RNA, 3700 nt
Organism: Phalacrocorax carbo (great cormorant)
Lineage: Eukaryota; Metazoa; Chordata; Aves; Suliformes; Phalacrocoracidae
Source: RefSeq, a predicted model, not a curated record
ACCGUUGGCGGGGGCGGGGCCGGCAGCCGUUUGGCGGGCGGGUUGAAGAUGGCCGAGGCGGCCGGCUGCUCUCCGGGCGAGGCGGGCGGCGGCUGGAUACCGCCCCCGCCGGCCGAGGUGGAAGCGGUGGCCGCGGACUGGAUGCUGGAGUUCGCCUGCUACUGCCUGUGCCGGCGCUUCCGGGAGGGGUGCGCGGCCGAGUUCCGGCGGUGGAGGGACGUGGCGCAGGCUCUUAUUAAUCGCCUCUCCAAAAUACCUACACAUCAGAAAAAAACAGUGUAUCUCUGUCAGCUUUUGAUAAGAAUUGCAGAAGGAAAAAACCUUGAAUGCCAUUUUGACAAUGAUCAAAGAAUUUCACCUUUGGAAUCUGCUCUGUCUUUCUGGAUUUUACUUGAAAGGGAAGAAAUUAAACUGGAAAAGAUUCAUGAAGAUAUUCAUUGCUUGAUUCAAAUUCAGAUUGUAGCAGUCCAUAUGGAAAAUGGAUAUUUCAGGGAGGCUGCUGAAGUUCUUGAAAGGCUAUUUACAGACUCGGACUCAGAUAAGCCUUUAAGGGUGAAGCUGGCAACCGUAAUUAAAAGCAAGGAUCCAUAUGUUCCCCUUCUCCAGAGCUUCAGUUACAAUCUUUUGAUAAGUAAAAUCAAGUCUUACGUUGAACUUUAUAUGAAAGAAAAUGAAACUAACUUCUUAAUACAGGCAGCCACAAAACAGGUAGAAUCUGAAGGACUGGGAGCAACAGCAUUACAAAACAAAACUGUGAAUGUCAACGAAAAUGACAAAGGGAAUUUGGAAACAAAAGAAAGAUCAAUGGAAGGGCAACAGAGAUUUACAAAUCAGUCAGCUGAAGACACAAAAAAACCCACAAUAAGGCCUCGUCCAGGAUGGAAACACGGAGUGAGCAGAGUUCUUCAGAGUCUGAACAGCUUGCAAAAUGUGGAAGAACAUGAAGAUGCUUUGGCUUGUGGCCGAAGACGACAGCGAUGGACUUACAAAGAAGACUUGGAACUGAAAUCAGGAGUAAAGGAGUUUGGAGUGGGUAACUGGGCUAAAAUUUUGGUCCAUGGUGACUUCAACAACCGAACUAGCGUCAUGUUAAAAGACCGGUGGAGAACACUCUGCCGGCUUGAACAAGUCUAAUUUGGACUACAGGAAUCAACUCUUCUUGACCUGCCUAUACAUAAGGACCUAGUCCAGCUUUUCAGAAUAAUUUAUUUUAGUCUCAGAGUGUCCAGCAGUGUUGCUGUCCUAAAACAUGAAACAGAAUAGUAAUAGGUAUAAAACGGUCAUGUAGGCUCACUUGCUGGGAGGACAACUAAAAUGUAAAGCCUGGCCUUUUAUCUACACGCAAUAGAUGACCUAAUUUCUGAAAUGUGAGAACGCUUGCAGUGAUUUAAGAAAGGUCAGUUUGUACAUAGAGGUAUUAAAUGACUGGCAACAUGUUUAGCUUGAUAGAGGCUAAUAUGGAGCCGAGUGUUCUGUAUUUUUAAAGGGUUGUAUCUCUAGUCAGAUUGAGCUUUUUACCAUUUUACUUCCUGCCAUAUAACCCAUCUGAAUCUGAUUUGCUUCACUUUGCAAUUUUGGUCAGACUUACCAUCUCUGUCAGCAAGUUACACCAAAAAUUAUGUAUUGAUAUUGCUAAUUUUACAAACUUACUCCUUUUUUUGCAGUUAAAAAUGUGAUAAUCCAUGUGAUUUUGUAUUUAUAAGUAGAAAGGUGCUGCUUUUUUAAAUAAGCUUAAGUUCUAGGCAGAAGGUGAUGUUGAUGAUGAUUAUAUAUAUUGACAUAAUAGCACUUUUUAUCUCGUAGAAGAGAUGGAAAACAUGGAAAGUAACAGUAUGAUACUAGCUCUUAAUAUCUCUUGAUAAUCUUGUGCCACUUACCUUGUCUUGAGAAGUGCUGCCUUCUAGACCAGCAGGAAAGGGAAAACUCAAAAACGAAUGGCGAAAGUGGGGCUCAGUAACGAGUCUAUACUGACACUGAUAGCAGGGCUCAUGAGACGGGUUUCAUCUGUGCUCCCUAGUGUCUGUGUCUGCAGUGAUAGCAAGCAAAGAUACGCUCUGAUAGGGUGACUAUCAAGGUGUCAGUCGGUCACUGUAAAUGUCCUGCUCAUGAGAGGCUGUAACAGAUGGAUGAUGGUGCUAUGCUGUCUCUCCACACAGGUUGUGUGGAAGAGUUCCACAACCUCAGAAAACCCCUACUUUCCACUGUCAUACUGGUGUGAAUCUAGGGACUUGAACUAACGUAUCACAGCAUUCUUUUAAAAGUGAAAUCUUUUCAGAUGUUUUCUGUACCUUUGUCCUUGGAUAAGGUUUUUAUUUUACAAGAACUUUACAAGAAAAAGCCUCUGUCCAAACUGGUCAUGAUAAAACAAGCCUCUCUAUUUUUCCUGCCUACAAGGGAAGAGAGGUGUUCCUGAAGGCUGAAAUGUUCCGGAAGUAUUAAGAUAAUCUCUCUGCUUUCUGUUUUGGAGGCCUGCUUCCAUUAAGAUAAAAUGAUAAAGUACAGUUACAAAGGUUUCUUUCACACUGUUUUUGUGGACAGGACCUCAGCCAGAGCUCCUUCCUCAUUCUUGCCACCAGACGCUACGGUUUCUUCUUGCAGCCGCUAAAACCAGAGGCAAGAAGUAGUCUUUAGGUUCCACAGAGAUGCUACAUGUCUUAACAGUAAAUUUUCUCAGCCCUAAGGCAUAAUUUCUUUUUAGCAAACAUUGUGAAUUUCAGGAUCUUGUUAAAAUACAGGCUUUGUCUUUCAGCACCAGAUUCUUUCAGGAAUGCUAGAGCAGCUGUAAGCCAACAGUUUAAAAAGUCAUAAUAGGUAUCUGACAAGUGAGAAAUGCAGUAUGCAGCCUCUUUAAUGCUGUAACUAUAAUGCAAGGUAAGUAAUAGGUAACAAAACAAGGAUUUGAGCUACGUGCGUAGCAGUCUUGCCAGUGCUCUAAUAUUUCAGGUUUCUGUGUUAAUCAUUGUACCUGAGUGGGUUUAACUAGUAAAAAGUAAAUUUUACUUUUUAUUUUAGUAAAGUAAGCUUUAGUCACAAAGUCUUGUUUAGGUUCGUCUGCCAUGAAGUUCACACUGCGUUAGUGACAUGAAGGUCUGAGCUGCCUUAACAACGCUGACUAGUCACACUUCUUUAUGGAGGUGGCUGAACUUGAAAACUGCGGUGUAGUGGAAGAAUACUUGUUGACUUGUAGUAUAAAGAGCUAUCUAGACGAUAUUGGUAAGGAGCAAAGGAUCUAAACUGAAAUACGGUUUUAGCUCUCAAACUUUCAUUUUUAUUCACCCUUGCUAUUUAGUGAUGACAGUAUCUAUUCUCAGACUUGAGAAUGUUUGGCUGGCUCACCACCACGCAGGAGCAGUGCCCAUAGACAGGGCUGUAAAGAAUGAGAACUUCAGGAAAAGCAGCUACUACGGUUAGAAACACUAGCUCUUUAAUUGCAAAAGAGAAACAUGGAAACAUGCUUCUAGUGUUCUAAUACAAAGAUCGGUCUUAGCUUUUUCUAUUAAGGCAGAGAGAGUUUCCUGAAAUGCUUCUUCCAAAGUUCCGACUCCUUUAAAGUUCGGUUAGUCUCCAGAAAACGCAGCAGAAAGAUGUAGGUCUCUUGGCAUUGGUGUUAAUUUUCUUAAUCUUUUUGUUGUUGCUGUUUUAAAGGUCUUUUAAACUUUUAUGUAAAAAUAAAGCUAUGCACAAGGGGGCAUGAACAGUG